AUGCCGAUCUCGCGUGAGGAUCUUUUCGCUUACACCAAUGGCCAUUUUCUCAUCGACGAAGAACAUCAACUUAGCCGACGAUAUGUCCGGUUCGACUUGGACGCGCUUUGCGGUACAGCUGCCAUGGCUGGAGGAGAUUCCAGCCGCGUGGCGGCUAUUGACAAAAUGGAAGGGCGGUUCAGCAAGGCUUUUCUGAUGAAGAGGACAGAUGGAACGGAUGUCAUAGCCAAAAUCCCAUGCCGCAUUGCUGGCCCGCCCUCAUUAACAACAGCUGGUGAAGUGGGAGUUCUAGAAUAUGUUAGGAGACACACUAGCAUUCCUGUGCCUCGUGUUCUUUCUUGGUCAUCUGAUGGCUCAAAUGCCGUGGGGGCCGAAUAUAUCAUCAUGGGGAAAGCCGCCGGGGUCCCUCUGUUUCAAGUCUGGGGCAAUAUGACGGAAUUCGAAAAAUUGCACUUGAUCAAGAAUUUGACCAAGCUUGAGGCUCAGUUGGCGACCAUUAAGUUUCCCGCCUACGGAGGUCUGUACCUUCGGACCGAUAUGAACAGGUCAAACCGGUCACUCGCUAGUGAUAUCGAUCCAUCCCAGCCUUUUUGCAUUGGACCUUCUUGCGACCGGGCAUUCAAAACCGAUAUGACGCUGGAAUUUGAUCAAGGGCCUUGGGAUUCAAUUUCAGGCUUUGGAAUAUCCAUUGCACAGCGAGAAUUGUUUCGAAUAUCGAGAGAAGGACAACAAAAUCAGUCGAUUUAUUGCAAAGGAACUUUUGAUCAACAAAGCCAGCUCUUGGGAGUCACUAUGGGUCUCAUGAAGCUCUUGGACUCGAAUGACUUAUUGAGGAAAGCUUGUCAGCCUACAUUGUGGCACACCGAUCUUCAUAUGGGAAAUAUUUUUGUCGACCCAGACGAGUUUUCAAAAAUCCUUUCCCUCAUUGAUUUCCAGUCAACGUCUGUGCUUCCCGCGUUUCUCCAGGCCCAGUGGCCCAUAUUUCUCAGGCCUCCGCAGAAUUACGAUUACGUGAAGGGAAUUUUCCAACCAAAGCUGCCUGACGACUUUGACAAACUCGAUGAAGAGAGCAGAUUUAUUGCUUUGUGUGAAUGGUCCCAGGUAAAAUUGGCGAAGGCUUAUGAGGUGUCAACCUAUCUUGAAGACAGGGCAGCGCAUGAUGCUAUGAGCGUACCUCGUGUCUUCCGAGAACUGUUUAUCCGAUGCGGAGAAGUUUCUGAAGUGGGCAUCGUUCCGCUUCGUGCGUGCUUGAUAGAAAUAUUUCAGAAUUGGUCAAGCCUUGGAUUCUCUAGGAACUGCCCUUAUUCAUUCAGCCAAGCAGAAAUUGAAGAGCAUGAACGCCAGUUCGCUGAAUACCAGGCUUGGUAUGAGGUUCGAGCGCUUGCUGAAGAGUGUCUUGGUACUGAUGCAGAAGGGUGGAUUGCGCCGCAAUUGGACAUCAACGAGAAGAGAAGGCAGAACGAGGAGCUUAUGGCCCUGUAUAUUGAAAAGGUCGCCGGAGAGAGAUCCGCGAAGGAGGCGAAGGCGAUGUGGCCUUUCUUUCCUUGA
Aspergillus thermomutatus is the source of this 1548-nucleotide messenger RNA. RefSeq lists its product as uncharacterized. Gene Ontology annotation, cellular component: mitochondrion. The coding region runs from base 1 to 1548 and encodes 515 amino acids. The transcript is spliced from 3 exons. NCBI's taxonomy places the organism in Eukaryota, Fungi, Ascomycota, Eurotiomycetes, Eurotiales, Aspergillaceae. The record is from RefSeq and is a predicted model, not a curated record.